This is a messenger RNA of Brassica oleracea var. oleracea, 784 nucleotides long. RefSeq names its product heavy metal-associated isoprenylated plant protein 26-like. Gene Ontology annotation, molecular function: metal ion binding. The transcript has 2 exons. NCBI's taxonomy places the organism in Eukaryota, Viridiplantae, Streptophyta, Magnoliopsida, Brassicales, Brassicaceae. The coding region runs from base 174 to 635 and encodes 153 amino acids. The record is from RefSeq and is a predicted model, not a curated record.
CCUUCCUUACUCCUCCCCCUCAUUUCAUUGCUAUCAUUUAAUUCCUCCCCAUCACUGUGCUGUGUGCAACUCAUUUAGACUCUCUCCUUCCUUCUCCCUAAAGUUUUCCUUUUAAAAAUCUUCUUCCUUUGAUAUCUCUCAGGUUUUUUUUCUACUUUUGUUAAAAAGAAAAUAUGGGUGUUCUGGAUCAUGUCUCUGAAAUGUUUGAUUGCUCUCAUGGACACAAGAUUAAAAAGCGCAGACAGUUGCAGACGGUGGAGAUCAAAGUGAAGAUGGACUGCGAAGGCUGCGAGCGUAAAGUGCGGCGGUCCGUGGAAGGAAUGAAGGGUGUAUCCUCUGUCUCGCUGGAGCCCAAAGCUCACAAAGUCACUGUGGUCGGCUACGUCGAUCCCAACAAGGUGGUGUCCCGUAUGGCUCACAGGACCGGCAAGAAGGUCGAGCUCUGGCCCUAUGUGCCUUAUGACGUCGUGGCUCAUCCUUACGCUGCUGGAGUCUACUACAAGAAGGCUCCCUCCGGUUAUGUGCGAAGAGCCGAUGACCCUGGAGUCUCGCAGCUAGCUCGUGCUAGCUCCACCGAGGUCCGCUACACUACCGCUUUUAGUGAUGAGAAUCCAGCAGCCUGUGUGCUCAUGUGAUAUAUGGACCGUUUCAGUUUGUUAUUGAUUAUUGUUUCUGUAUAUUAAUGUUACAUAUGGUAGGUUUCUUGUUCUGGUUUUACUGCUUUGCUACUCGUAACACUUUUGAUUGUAAAUUUGUAAUAUUCCUACUCCGUUUUUUUUUGUUU